Molecule: messenger RNA, 148 nt
Organism: Dentiscutata erythropus
Lineage: Eukaryota; Fungi; Glomeromycota; Glomeromycetes; Diversisporales; Gigasporaceae
Source: the annotation of a GenBank genome assembly
GUCUUUAAUUGAAGGCGAAUUAUUGUCUUUUAAAAUUAAAUAUUUAGUUGAAGACAAAUUAUUGUCUUUAAUUAAGUCUUUGGUUGAAGACGAAUCAUCAAGAUCUGAAGAUGAAUUUGGUCCUUCAAUUUCUUCAGCAAAAGUUUGA